Cucurbita maxima (winter squash) is the source of this 1563-nucleotide messenger RNA. RefSeq names its product probable protein phosphatase 2C 9. NCBI's taxonomy places the organism in Eukaryota, Viridiplantae, Streptophyta, Magnoliopsida, Cucurbitales, Cucurbitaceae. The record is from RefSeq and is a predicted model, not a curated record. Gene Ontology annotation, molecular function: protein serine/threonine phosphatase activity. The transcript is spliced from 6 exons. Gene Ontology annotation, cellular component: cytosol; nucleus. Bases 420 to 1271 code for a protein of 283 amino acids. Gene Ontology annotation, biological process: protein dephosphorylation.
CUUGGUAGUAUUAGCCUCCAUUUCCACUUCCCUUUUUUGCGAUUUCUUUCUCUUCCCACCGCGUGGACUUGCUCCAACUUAAUUAGAACGGUUACACAAAACUCCAUCCAUUCCUUCUUCGUUACAACCUCCUUUUUUUGGUCAUUUUCUUCCCAAUACAUUGAUUCCAGUACAGAUUAAUCAAUAAUUCAGGUUCUGGGUUGUUGUCUUUUCUCGCUUUUUUUUUCGAAUUUCGACGACUUCUGGAUCGCUAACCCGGGCUCUCGGCUGCUCUUUUGUUUGUUGGAGUCUGUAAUUUUCCCCUCUUCUUCUGGGGGUUUUGUUCUUCAUUUUGGGAGAAAUUUAGGAGGCUCUCUUCUGCUAUUAAGGUGGAUGAUUGUUGAACGGGGAAACAAAGUGAAGUGGGAAGAAUAAAUUGUAUGGAUAACUUAUGCUGCUUCAAUUCUGUUUAUUCUCAGUUUGUAGGAGGUCGUUCGCAGGGUAGCUCUGGAAAGGGCAGGGGAAACCAAUGCCCUGUCAGGUAUGGCUUUAGCUUAGUAAAAGGCAAAGCAAACCAUCCCAUGGAAGACUAUCAUGUUGCUAAAUUUAUAACAGUACAUGGCCAUGAGCUAGGCCUUUUCGCCAUAUAUGAUGGUCAUUUAGGAGACAGUGUACCAGCCUAUCUUCAGAAGCAUCUGUUUCCUAAUAUACUGAAUGAUGAGGAAUUCUGGUCGAAUCCCCGUAGCUCGAUCUUUAAGGCUUACGAGACGACAGACCAAGCGAUACUUUCACACAGUCCUGACUUGGGAAGAGGUGGAUCCACCGCCGUCACUGCAAUUUUGAUAAACGGUCAGAAAUUAUGGGUGGCUAAUGUUGGAGAUUCACGAGCAGUCCUUUCGAGAAAAGGGCAGGAAGAGCAAAUGUCGGUUGAUCACGAGCCAAACACCGAGCGUGGAAGUAUUGAGGACAGAGGUGGAUUCGUCUCUAACAUGCCAGGAGACGUUGCAAGAGUGAACGGGCAGCUAGCAGUUUCUAGAGCAUUUGGCGACAAGAACCUCAAGACACACUUACGAUCUGAUCCCGACAUAAAGAAUGCUGAUAUCGACUCCGACACCGAGCUUCUUAUCUUAGCAAGUGAUGGUCUAUGGAAGGUGAUGACGAAUCAAGAAGCGGUGGAUAUAGCAAGAAGAACGAAGGAUCCGCAGCGAGCAGCAAAACAAUUAGCAGCAGAAGCGUUGAAACGGGAAAGCAAAGACGACAUCUCGAUCAUCGUAGUAUGUUUCAAAGGCUAAAACUUAUGUUACCAUCACUUAGUUCAUGGCAUUCAACUCUCUAUUAUGUUUAAUCCCUUCCCAGAACGAAGAAUUGUGCAAAAAAAAGAAAGAAAAAGGCAUCUCUGUGGUAGAAUAUGAUGUUGUUGUUCUAAAUUUGGUGCAGCUUGAUCCUUUUACAUGAUUUCUUUUACAUGAAUGAACUUAUGAAACAGUUUGGAGGUCUGGGUUUGGCCUUUGGGUCUCCAUGGAACACCUGCCUGACAUGUAUGCAACUGUUCUAAUAGAUUCAUAAGCUUUUUUGGUUGAUGUA